Seminavis robusta is the source of this 750-nucleotide messenger RNA. The record is from the annotation of a GenBank genome assembly. NCBI's taxonomy places the organism in Eukaryota, Bacillariophyta, Bacillariophyceae, Naviculales, Naviculaceae.
GAAUCAGAAAAUUGAGAAUUAAAAUUGUGAGAAACUGGGAAAUCCGGUACUUGCGGUAGCGCUGUCUCAUCUCCUUCCUAUUGCGUGAGAUCUGAUCCUUUAUCCAUUCCAUCAUUCCAUCAUAGCUAGCCAUCUACUACGAUACCAGUACCAUGUCAUCCUCAUCCGCUCCAUCAUCCUCUGGCAGCAGCAACAGCAACAGCAGCGCUCAAUUGGAAGCAGAAUACCGAGCGCAAAUCAAAGAAACGUCUCGAGAAGGUCGUUUGAGUUUCAAAAAUCGUGCCGAAGAUUUGUUGCGAUACGAAUGCAAGGAAGAAGCCAAGGAGAUUUGCAAACCGUUCGUUCAAGAUUUUGCGGAAUGUGCUAACGAACAAGGAUUGUUUGUCGUCUUUCGAUGUCAGUCCAAAUUAAAGGCACUCAACUCUUGCAUGGCAAAACACAACGGUGAAGAAGCGUGGCAAAAAUACAAGCAAGAUCAUCAGAAGGAACUGGAAAUCAGAUCCACAGGAAAGAAAGUAUUCUAAGUAACUGUCCUAGUACAUAAAUAAAGGAUUGACAGGAUGGAAUGAUUAGAAUGGAGCGAUUCGAUUCAGCUGCGAGUGAAUGAUAUGAUGAUAUGAUACCGAUAUGAUAUGGUUAGGCAACAAUUUUCUGCAGACAAUGCCAGAUCGUACGACUGUACUCUCUCCCGCAAGUUUAGGACUUGGGUUCACUUUGCCUAAUAACUACUAAGGAAGGCAUCAACGCUUU